Nymphalis io (European peacock) is the source of this 1422-nucleotide messenger RNA. RefSeq names its product zinc finger protein 660-like. The record is from RefSeq and is a predicted model, not a curated record. Lineage: Eukaryota; Metazoa; Arthropoda; Insecta; Lepidoptera; Nymphalidae. Gene Ontology annotation, biological process: regulation of transcription by RNA polymerase II. The transcript is spliced from 3 exons. Gene Ontology annotation, molecular function: RNA polymerase II cis-regulatory region sequence-specific DNA binding; zinc ion binding; DNA-binding transcription factor activity. Gene Ontology annotation, cellular component: nucleus. Bases 57 to 1379 code for a protein of 440 amino acids.
CUAUAUUUAACAUACAUCGGAUAAUAAAAAAUUAAGUUUGGAUUAUUAUACUACAUAUGAGUGAUAAGCACGUUAAGAUGGAUAUUUUAAAUUAUUUUCUCGAAACUGAAAACACAAAUAUUUGUCGAAUUUGUUUAGAAAAAGCAACACAUGCAAAAUAUUUAUUUUCCGAACAAGAAGAGUCGAAAAAUAUAUUAAACAAGAUAUACAUUUGUUUUCAAUUAAUUUUAAAUUAUGAUAAAUACUUGCCCACAGUUAUUUGUGUAAAUUGUAUAGAAGAACUAAACGUUGCCUAUAAUUUUCGUCAAAAUUGUGUUACCUUUGAAAAACGAUUUGCAAUAUUUUAUCAACAAGUGUCGGCAAAAUGUAAUUUUGAAAAUCAAAAAGUUGAAGCUGAAGAUAUAAAAGACGUAACCAAUAUCGGGAGUCCUAUUUCACUGCCAGAGAAUUAUAAUAGGGAUGCUAAAGUAAAAAUAUCAGAUAAAAAAAUCAAAGAUGAUGUUACAAAUAUUACUCAAGAAAAAAGGCUACAUACAUGUACGAUCUGCAAUAAAACACUUAAAACUAAUACAUCAUUACUAAAGCAUAAAUAUUCUAUGCAUCAAAAAAGAAAACAUCUCGGCAAAGUCACAGGUUUUGGAGUUGAUCGCCGAUAUCAUUGCCCUAAAUGCUUGUAUAGUACUCCUCACAGUCAAACAUUGGUAAAUCACAUGAGAAGACAUAAUGGAGAUCGUCCAUAUAACUGUGAGUGUGGCAAAAGCUUUACUCAAUCUUCUAGUUUAACUGCUCAUCGUAAAACUCACACUAAUAUUGCAGAUUAUACUUGUGCAAUAUGUGGGAAACAGUUUAAACAUGCUUUUUCACUAAAAAAGCAUUUAGAUGUUCAUGAAACAGGAAAAUAUUCAUGUGAUAUAUGCCAUAAAGAAUUGAAAUCUAGACAAUCUUUACAAGACCACAUGUAUCGCCACUAUAACAUUCGAAAUUACAACUGUGAAGACUGUGGUGAUACUUUUGUAACUUGCUCUGAACUACUUAACCACAAAAAAAAACACAGCAGAAUAAAAAAAGUUGAGUGUCAUUUAUGUGGCUACAAAACACAUACAAAAAAGAAUUUAAUUAUUCAUCUUAAGAGGCAUGCUGGAGAUAAAUCCUACAAAUGUGAUAAUUGUCAUAUGUCUUUUUUUACUAAUGGUGACCUGCAGAGACACAAACGUGUCCAUACCAGAGAUAAGCCUUUCCCCUGUCCUUCUUGUGCUCAAAGGUUUACACACAGUACUAGUCUUAAUAAGCAUAUGAAAUCUGUACAUGGCAUAGACUGCAAAUGGGCUGAUAUUAAAUGUAAACAGUUUCAAAAACAAAAACUAAAUGCUGAUAAUUAAUGUACAAUUGUUGUGAAGAAACAAUAAAAGAAAAAAAUAUUCA